Messenger RNA from Dufourea novaeangliae, 2514 nucleotides. It is a transcript of the gene Dnaaf5, whose product is annotated as dynein assembly factor 5, axonemal. The transcript has 6 exons. Gene Ontology annotation, molecular function: dynein intermediate chain binding. The record is from RefSeq and is a predicted model, not a curated record. Gene Ontology annotation, cellular component: cytoplasm. Bases 1 to 2514 code for a protein of 837 amino acids. NCBI's taxonomy places the organism in Eukaryota, Metazoa, Arthropoda, Insecta, Hymenoptera, Halictidae. Gene Ontology annotation, biological process: outer dynein arm assembly; inner dynein arm assembly; cilium movement.
AUGUCUGUAGAAACUGCGAAUCACGAAUUUAUGAAACUUUGUGUUAUGCUACAGUCGGAAGAAAAGAAACGACGUGUGCAAGGUUUGAAAGAAAUUCUACGAAUUUUAGAAUCACCACAACCUGAAAGUGAAAUUUUUAAAUUGUGGGAUGCUGUAAACAAAUCUUUAUUGAGAAUUUUAACCGAUUCUGCAGAAAUUUGUCGUGAUCAAGCUUUAGAAGUUCUGAAAUUAUUUAUAGUUAAUUUAACGCCUAAUGAUAAGUAUAUUAUGUAUUUACUUCCAAUUUUAUCGAGACGAUUAGGUACUCAAGAACUAAUAGAAAGUUCAGAAGAAGUUAGACUAAAAUGCGUUAUAUUAUUAAAACUAUUAAUAGUAAAAUACAAUAACUUGUUAACACCAUAUGUCGACGACUUAAUAAAAAUAUUAAUACGCACUGUAACAGAUAAUUACCCACUAGUUAAAAGAGAAAGUUGUAGUUGUGUAUCUGAAUUUGCUAAGAAUAUAUCAAGACAUUUUUAUACUCAUUCUGGAAAACUUGUAAAACCAAUUUUGAGUGAUUUUACACACCAACAUUAUAGAGUCAGAAUCGCAUCUAUUAUAUCAAUAGGAGAUUUGAUUCAAUAUGGAGAUAGUAAAUGCAUAGAAAAUGUGGCUACUCCUUUAGCUGAAAAAUUAUUUGAUCAAAAUGGGCUUGUUAGAGCAGCUGUAAUAGAAAUAGCAGGUUGCUGGCUUUUGAAUCUAAGAGACCGGUAUAGUUGGUGGCACAAAAUUCUACCACUGCUUUUAACAGGACUUCAUGACGAGUUACAAGAAAUUAGAGAGAAAGCUGCAAAUUUUUGGAAUGAUGUAGGUCAAUUAUAUAUAAAAGAGAAUCAGAAUGAUGAAAAGUUGAAAGAUAAAAUGGAUUUUCUUACAGAGGAUCCUCAUCACUAUCCUAAUGUUCCGAGGCCAAAUUUAGGAUGUCGCGUAAUAGCACAGCAAACUUUCAGUAAAUUAAUUAAUGGAAUUAGUUUAGAAUUAGGAGACUGGAUGGCAGAUAUACGAGUAAGAUCUGCACAAUUACUUUGUGUAUUUAUAUUAAAUAUAGAAAACGAUGUAACACAACACAUUGAAAAACUUCUGCCACCUAUGUAUCGAGCAUGUAAUAACGAAGAUAAUAGGGUCGUAGAAAACAUAGAAAGGGCAGCAGAAUAUUUAGGAUAUUUUGUGCAUCCGAAAACCUACUGCCAUUUGAUAAUUCCUACUCUUGAAGAAUCUCCAUCAGUAGGUCAUUUGAAAGUUUUCUCUGCAAUUUUAAAGAGUAGUGAACACAGCACACUUCUUCCUUUUUUGGAAGACAUUGGGAAAUUCUUGCAACAACCGCAUAUCUGUCAAAGUAAAAAAGCAGCAUACCAACUACAAAUACUUUCUUGUUGCUAUUCUUUGAUCUUAGUAUGCAAAGAGGACUGCAAGCUUAUAUCAAAGUAUUUAUUCAUAGUAAUAUUUACUAUUCUAUCAAUGACAAAAGAACAUACCACAAAAUUAAGAGCAAAAGAACUAUUAAAUACUCUUGCACAUAUCAACUCCUUUGAAAAUGUAGAGAAACUCUACUGUGAAUAUAUUAAGGAGUUCGCUUUAUUACUUUCUGAUUGCAAUUCGUGGUCAGUCCAUAGUCCCGAGUCUCAAAUUUUCUGUGCAUGUUUAAUUUAUGUCAAAACAAUUCUCAAUCUUCAUGCGGAUAUUAUUUUACCAAUUUUGAAGCAAACUAUGGCCAACAAUGCUGACCCUGAAUUGAAACUCAAACAUUUUAUUUUGUUGUCGGAGUACUUUAAUCAAGAAUCUAUACACGAAAUUAUAGAUCCAAAGUUCUCUAAUCAGUUUUUGGAAGAUUUUAUACUGCCUGGAUUAAUUUGGACAGCAGGAAGAACUGCUGAAGCUGUACGCACUGCUGCAGUGGCCUGCCUGUGUGCUUUUUUAGAAAGACAUAAAAAGAACCUUUUGGUGGAAAAAACUCAAUACUCUUCAGAACAGAAUAUUCAUUCAGAAUUAGAUAAAAUAAUUCCUACUCUGAUUAGUCUUGCAGAUGACAAUUCUAAAAAGAGUAGACUGUAUUCUUUACGAGCCAUAUAUUUAAUAAUGUGUGUCAGAAAAAGAUUCUGUAAUGUCACUGAAGAAUUUGUACAUAGAAUGUAUCCUGUACUUUUAAAAAGACUCGAUGAUGGAUGUGAUGAUGUGAGAUUAGCGUCUUUAGAAGCUCUAGUAAAAGUUUUGAAUUUUAUACCUAAGGAUUAUAAUCUACAUUUUAAUAAAGCACAUAUAGAUACAAUAUAUACUACAACUAUAAUAUAUUUAGAUGAUCCAGAGAGUGAAUUUCAAAAUGUUAUGCUAGACAGUUUAAAGGAAUUAGCAAAAGUGCAUCCAGAACUAUUGUAUGAGAAGCUUCAAAACUGUAAAUCAAAUUUUAGAAAUCAAAAGGGUAUAAAUAUACUAUUGGAACAUUGUCAAUGCAUUUUAAGAAAUGAUUCAAAUCUAUAA